UUUUUUAGUUAUAUAAAAAUUGUUUAAAAAUUUCAUUUGAAUAGCUGUGAACAUUCCUCUGUAGCUAAGGCAGAAAAUAGAUGGGUUAAAAAUCCUCCUUCUACAUUUAUUACCAAUCAAAAAAUAAUAUCUAGAUCAGAUGCUCAGUAUGGUGUUUCAAAUGCUAAGAAUACCAAAACUGAGAUGGAGAAAUCUUUAGAUUGCAAAGUGAUGAGCAGUUCCAAAACUAUGCCAUUAUGCUUUAAGGAUAAAUCAGUCCAGAAAUAUCAUUUGUUAAAAGAAAAAAAUGAAGACUUGGGUAUACAAAUCACUGGUGGAAAAGGCUCACAAUUACGUGGAAUUUAUAUAAGUCAUCUUUUAGAUGGAGGUGUAGCAUAUCGUCACGGUCGUCUUAAAGUAGGCGACGAGCUCCUCUUUGUUAAUGGGUAUCCAUUAAUAUCAGCUACACUGCAAGAAGCAAUUACUAUUUUGAAAUCAAUAGCAAAUCCGAUUCAAGUUAUCAUUAGUCGACCGAUAAAUACAAAUGCAAAUGUUAAAGAAUCUCCUAUUAAAACUAACAAAAUUUAUUUAACAAAUGAGAAAGAAAAUAUUACAGAAGUUACUAAAUCAGCCAUUCGUGAAAUAAUUCUUUAUAAUGAAGAAGAAAAACUUGGAUUUUCUAUUAUGGGUGGAAGGACUCCCAUGCAAUCUGGAAAGAUAUUUGUAAAGAGUAUAUUACCAGGUGGUAUUGCAGCAGCAGAUGGUAGGCUUAAAAUAGGAGAUGAAAUUAUAAAAGUAAAUAAUAAAGUACUUUCUGGUUUGACUCACCAAGAAGCUGUUGAUUAUUUUAAGUCACUUCAAAAAGGCUGUGUCAGGCUUCUUGUUAAACCAAGAAGUGUUAAUGAAAAUGAUAACUCUGCCCUUUAUACUGUUCUUCUCAACAAAGUUCCAGGAAAAGGUUUAGGAUUUGGAAUUGGUCCCCAUAACAAAAAGAAAGACGAAAUUGUAAUAAAAUAUAUUGCAAAAAACUCGGAAAUGUAUAAAAAAGAUGUCAGGUUAAAAGAUCAGUUAUUAUCAAUAAAUGGCAUGUCUGUUGCUAAAUUAUGUGUUGAUGAGACUUACAAAUUGCUGAGAAGUUUAAAGCCUGGACUUGUACAACUUGAACUGAAAAGAAAAUUUGAAAAUAAUGAUGCUUUUUUUGGUUCAGAUUUAGAUGGCUGUAUUUCUCAGAAAACUGAAUUAUCUGCAUCCCCGGAGGAACAUAUGUUGAACUCAUUGAUGUCACCAGCAACUCCUGUGAAAGGCAUUAGAAAUAACAAUCCAACCUCUGUAGUAUCUUUGUACGAAUCUGGAAUCUCUGAUGAAGAAAACUCAAUCUCAUCAAAUGCAAGUUUAAAUUUUGAUGAUAAUGUUGAAUCUAAUUUUCAAAAUAUGGAAGUUCACCACUCAUUUAUUAACAAGACUAAUAACAUUUGGUGCAGUUCUGAUGACAUUAAUACUGAUUUAGCAGCAAAUGAUGCCAAUAGUAAUGUCAAUAUUCUUCAGAAAAAUCAGGUUCAUAAUUCUAUCAAAGAAAAUCUUGAUUAUCUAAUACUAGAGCGAGAUUUAAAUGGCAAUGUCGGUUUUGGUAUAAAGAUAAGAAAAGAAGCAAACGGUUUUCAAGUUUUAGUCAAAUCAGUUGUUGAAGAUGGUCCUGCCUAUUUAGCUAAAGGCAGCAAAUUUGGUGGAUUAAGAGUGGGUGAUCAAUUAGUUCAAAUUAAUGACAAAUUGUUGCGCAAUUUAAACACUAAACAAAUUAUAAAUGUGUUUAAGAAUAUGCCAAAAACGAGCAUCAUUGCAUUAAAAAGGAAACUUUUAGAUGAUAUUGGUGAUGAGACUUUAAACAUGCCUAACUAUGUUCAUGAUUUUCCCAAAUUUAAUUUGGACCAACAAUUCAUUGAUAAUAAAAGUUUAAAGAAAAAAAAAGAGAAUUCAAUUGAUACCAAGAAGUCAUUUACGUACGGAUCCUAUAAUGAGAUUACCCCUGAGAUUGUUCCAUUUGGCUAUAAAGUUUAUCAGUUUUCAAUAAACAAAAAUGAUUUUACUGGUUUUAAGCUUGCUCCAGCAAGUAAAUGUCAUGGAUUUUAUCAGCUUCAAAAUAUGUUAUCUGGAAAACUAGCUAUAAAAAGUAAUUUGCUUCAUGGUGAUAUCCUUUAUUCUAUAAAUGGUAUCAUAAUGAGUUCUUUCAGUCAUUUACAAGUGCAGCAAAUUCUUAAGCAGUGUGUUAUGUUGGCAGAAGUCAUUGUUUUUAGAGAGUAUGAUGUUUUAAGUUCUUCAGAAUGUUUGAUUAAGAAUGCAUCUUUUAACGCACCUUUCAGUGAAAAUAAGAUCACCAGUAUUGAUAGACUCCCAUCAAACAAAUUUUAUAUGGAUGAAGAGGAAUCUGAUGGUUCUUUUUGUGGUGUUAAUAAUUUACCAGAAUGCAUUUCAGUUAACUCUCGCCCUACAGCUGGCCCUUUUCUUAUUGAAUGCAAUAAAACUUUUAAAUGUUUAGGCUUAGAUGUUAUGGUGGAUGAAAAUGGGGACUGUGUAAUUACAAACAUCAAUCCUGCUGGAAUUCUUGCUAAAAAUGACUUGAUAAGAACUAACGAUCAUCUUAUUGCAGUUAAUGGCCAAUUGGUUACUGGUAAACCUGUAUCAUUCAUUAAAGAUUUGUUAAGAAACAUUCCUCGUGGUAAAGUACAAAUUAUAUUUUGUGCAACACAAUCAAGUUUAGAAAGAAAUGCAAAUAAUGAUGUCAGUUCUACACUGAAUAAAUUAGCUAAUGUUUCGAAGACAGGUAAAGUAGAUAAUGUAUGUAAAGCAAAUAAAGACCCUUAUUAUCACAGCAAUGGAAUUCAACAGAAUUUUUCAAAUCAAGCCAUAGCAGAUGAUGCUAGUGAUAUGGCAUCGCUUCCUCCUGCUCCCCCUUGUCCAGAGUUUCAGCAUGUUGAUUGCAAUAAUAAUCCAUUGAGUAAGGAAUGCUUAGAUGAUGACUUAGAAAGCAUGUUUAGCAGUGUACCUGCACCCCCUCCACCUAUCAAUUUUCAGUCAAAGAAAAUCGUUGAUACUGAAUUUAAUGAAAACAUUCGCAGUACAAAGUCUAAUAGAGUUCUAGAGAAAAAUUCAAGUGUAUGUUUUUUUGAAAGAAAGUCUCAAAAAUCGAUGAAGUGUAAUAUUACUGACUCUGAGGAAGGUUACUCAAGUGAUAGUAGUAAUGGCACAUCUACUAAAUCAGAAACUAGUUUAGGUGAUGAGAGUAACAUUUCGUUACCAGCUUCUCCUUCAUUUAGAGUUACUAAUGUUGACUUGACUUAUUUGCAUCCACCUAAUAUGAACAAGGUAGAGUCUAUCAAUUCAAAGAAUUUUACAAAACAAGAAUCAAAAAGAAUAUACGAACAAGUUGACAGUUUUUCUAAAAGUUUGAAACCUGAUCUUAAAUUAAAACCUGAUAUUAUAUUAUGCUCAGAUAUUAAUAAAAAGGAUGUUGAUAUGAACCUAGAUGAUGGUGAUAUUAUCAAAUAUUGCCCUCAAUCUUUUAACACAAAAGAAAAUUUUACUAAGAAAAAGAGUUUUUUAUCGAAAUUAAAAUCAAAAGUUUUGCUUCCAAACAAAAGUUCAUUAAAACAAAGUGAGCAAGUAAAGAAUUCAAACCAAAAGGAAAAUUUUAAUUCUGAAAGCAUGGACUAUAAAAAAUCUUCAACUCGCCAAAGUUUAGUCCAAACAUCAGAUAAUAUGCUUUCUGGCAAUAAAUCUCCAACAAAAUUUGAAGGUCUUAACUUUAACCCAAAUUUUGCUACAUUAACACAAUCUAUUGAUCAAAUACCUAAAAGUACCUUAGUUUGUGGUAGAAUUGAUGUACAAGAUGGUCAGCAAGAUAUACAAAAAGAUUUAAUCUGUUACCCAUCAUCACCAUCAUCAAACAGUCAAAAUAAAAGCAGCUACGCAGCUGAAGGUCCCACAGCUCUUACAAAUCUUUAUAACUCUGAUAAAGUAGAACUAUAUUCCGAGGUAAACCAUGGUUUUGACAAAAUAGCUUCUCCAUACAUAAAUACUCAGCUAACAGCAUAUAAAGUAAGCAUGGAUCGUUCAACAUCGAUGUCUACAUGCUUAAACAAAAGUCUGAGCCAAUCAAAAGAAAGCCUUUCUAGCUUAUAUUCAAAUGAAAGUAAAAAACGUGCACCCUCAUUGCAGGAACUAUUUUUUCCUCCACCUCCACUUAGUAAUGACGUUGAUGAAGAUAGUCCACCUAACUCAAUGCCUGAAAAACUUAAAAAGAAUAGUGUCUCAGAAACAAAAAACCAAGAUCAAAUGAUUACAAGAAGCCAAAAUGCAAAUGUAAUGUGUGAUAAGUUAAUACACUCUAUAAGUAAUGCAAACAUGAUGCUAAAUAGCGAUUCAAUAGAUAACAGACAAUUUAUUUACACAAAAAAACUACACGUUGAGAAUGAUGAAAAGCUAUCUUUAUAUAAAAAUCCUAUUCCGAAACCACCUCGGAGGUACAGUCAUGAACAAAAAGCCAACUUUGAAAACGUUGAAAGAAAUCAAGACAAAAACAAUAAUAACAAUUUAAGCAACGUUAAUUCUUUGUCAAACGAGUACCAAAAUAUAAGUUGUUUGGAAGAUGGUUUUCAAGAUGCUUCUUCUAUUUCUUCUGAAAAAAAAUUUUUUGAUUCAACUGAAGAUAUAAAUAAUAUGGAAGAACUUUCAGUCAAAAUAUCACCUAAAGAUGUUAACCAACUUUACGCGUCAGUAGAUUUUAAUAAAAAAAUAUCAUCACAGACAAUUUCUAAAAAUGAACUCACUAGGCUUACUCAAAGUGAAAUUCAAAAGGAUAAUAUGCGCACAAAAAAAGCGUCUAACGAGGAAGGCACGUUUCAAAUUGAGCUUUUAAAGGAACGUGGAAAAUCUCUUGGGAUUGUAAUAACGGGAGGUAAUAACACAAUUGCAAAGCUAGUCUUGAUUAAGGAGGUAAGCAAGAACUCCAUAGCAAAUCGAUGCUCCAUACCAUUGUUACCUGGGGAUGAAAUAAUAGAAGUGAACGGUCAAAAUGUUACCGGUUUGAGUCACAACGAUGUUUUGAAUACUCUUAAAAACGCUCCACCUCUGUUGAAUUUAAAAAUUAAUAGAAAGUCGCAUCGCAAUAAAGAAUUAUUAACGCUUUUAGAAAAUGAAACGACUUUACCGAAAAUGAACACUGGUAAUUUUCUUUCUAAUCUUAAAGAUACAACUCAAAAUCAAGUUAAAAGUGAAUUGGUGAGAAUUAUGUCACCUACGAGUGUUAACGCAAAAAAACAAAGUUUGUCGGUGGAGACUUUUGACGCAAAUAAUUUAGAUAGUUCAAGAAAAGUUGUUUUUAGUACUCCGCCUAUACCCCCUCGGCGUUAUAACAGUUUACCAAGGUCUAAAUCGUCACUUUCCCCCAAAACGAAUAGAUCUUACACAAACGAAAAAGACAAUGCAUUAAAUAAUACCUUCUGUAGUGACUCUCGUUUAAGCAAUACGUCUCUGAGCAGUAAUAGUCUCAAUGAGUCGUUAGUCGAUAAUUUAGAUUGCCGUAUUUUGAUAGAAAUCGAUUUGCACAAAACGCAAGGAAGAGGAUUGGGUAUUGGUGUGUAUGGUGGUCCAAAAUCAAUUAUAACAGAAGGUAUUAAGGUUAAACGACUUAUACCUGAAAGCAUUGCUGGAAUGGAUGGCAGAUUAAAGGGUGGCGAUCUUAUAAUUGCUAUCAAUGGUACUCCAUUAAGAGGUUUAACUCAGGGUGAUGCUCUAGGGAUACUCAAAACUAUUCCUGAUUGCAUUUUACUCAAAGUUUUGCGCAAUGGAACAACGAUCAAAAAAAAUGACGGGUCUCUUGACAAAAGCCGGUCUCGUUCUCAAAUUCCUUCAGGGUAUCAACCAAGAAGCAAAAGUGUCGAAGAUAUACGACAUAGAAGUUUGUCGUCACUUUCGCCUAAAUGUCAUGCCUCCACUGAUUGCAUAAAUCAAAAAGACGUGAAAAUAAAGAGAAAAAAAUCUUUCAUUGAAAUUCUGUCUCGCAGUUUCAGUAAAGGAUCACUAAAGCCCGACUUAUAUACCGUGUAUUUAGACAAGGAAUGCGAUCAGUUUGAUUUUACGUUGGAUGGUGGUAAAGAUACAAUAUAUGGUCUUACACCUAUAACAGUAAAAAAUGUAUCCAAAAAAAGUACUCUAAGUAAACAAAUAAAACAAGGUGAUCAGUUGCACAGCAUUCAAGGUUUGUCUGUCAAAGAUUUUAAGUUAGAAGAAGUCUAUCAGUUUUUAAGAAGUUUGCCUAACGGAAGAGUGUGCAUGACUUUAGUAAGAUAAAAAUGUAAAUAGUAAUAAUGUAAAUACGAAUCAUAAGGGUGUUUAAAAUGUUUUUUUAUCAUUGAAACAUUAUAUUCAAUAUAAGUUAUUAUAAAAAUGUGAUGUAAAAAAAUUAAUUGAUAAUAUAUUUUGUAUUAUAUGAAUAAAAAUUAU
Hydra vulgaris (swiftwater hydra) is the source of this 6477-nucleotide messenger RNA. The record is from RefSeq and is a predicted model, not a curated record. NCBI's taxonomy places the organism in Eukaryota, Metazoa, Cnidaria, Hydrozoa, Anthoathecata, Hydridae.